AUGGCGGCGGGAGCGAAGCAACAGGCGCAGCCGCAGCUGCUGUUCGUGGAUGGAUCCUUUCAGGAGCUGGCCCGUGAGAUGGCCGACUACCUCCACAUCGCCGAGGAAGUCAAGCCUCUGAUCGAGAACGAGGCCAAGAAGGAGGAGGUGCUGAGCAAGCUGGUGCGCUCGUCGGCGGCGCUGUCUUCGGUGCCCGAGAAGGAGUUCACGGCCGCCUCGAACCUCAUGAUUCACCUCGUUCUUCAGUCCGAGGACCCCAAGAAGCACCUGCCGACCCUGUGCCAGGCCUUCAGCAAGCCCAUCGCCUCGAGCCCCGUCAACGGCGUCGGCCUGAGCCUGAACGCCCUCAGCACCAUCUUCAACCUCAUCACCCCCGAGAACCCGAUCAGAUUCAACGUCUUCAUGGCUAUCCUGCGCUUCCUCAAGUCUCACGCCAUGUUCGAGGCCAUCCAGCCCUACCUGAAGCACCUUCCCAAUUGGUUUGAAGAGUGGGCCACCAGCGAGGAGUACCAGAGGCAGAUGUACGAGGAGAUUGCUGAGGUUGCUAAGGAGGCCGGCAAGGAAGAGGAGAGCUACGAGUACAUUCUCAAGGCCCUGCGCACCUUUGAUGCCGACGAUAAGGAGGAGAUCGGCUCCGAGGACGCUCAGAGACUAUCCCUUCGCGCCGUGCGCGACGCCCUGCUGUCCAACACACACUACCUCUUCACCGACAUCCGCAGCAUACCCUCGGUGCAGAACCUGUCCGAAACCCACCCCGUCUACUCGCAGCUUCUCGACAUCUUCGCCGAGCAGGACCUCGAGGACUACAACGACUUCAAUGACGAGCACGAGGGUUUCGUCGAGAAGGAGAGGCUCGAUCACGAGAAGCUCCACCGCAAGAUGCGCCUCCUGACCUUCGCCUCCCUCGCCGCCCAGACGACCUCGCGCCGCAUCGAGUAUUCCGCCAUCGCAAAGGCCCUCCAGGUGCCCUCUGAGGAGGUCGAGAUGUGGGCCAUCGACGUCAUCCGCGCCGGUCUCGUCGAGGGUAAGCUCUCCCAACAAGACCAGGUCUUCCUUGUCCACAAGGUCACCUACCGCGUCUUCGGCACGCGGCAAUGGCAGGAGCUCGCCACCCGUCUCGACUCGUGGAAGGGCACCUUCUCCAACCUGUACGAUGUCAUCCGCAAGGAGCAGGCCAACGCCAAGGCUCAGAAGGAGCGCGAUGCGCAUGAGGCCGAGCGCAAGGCCCAGAACCCCGGGAACGAGGGCGGUGGCAGCGGCGGUCGCCAGCAGAGAAACCAGGGACGUCGCGACAACCAGCAGCGCGAGCCCAGAGAACCUAGAGAGCCGCGGGAGCCCAAGGAGCGGACGGAAAAUGACGACUAA
Colletotrichum graminicola M1.001 is the source of this 1365-nucleotide messenger RNA. Its product is annotated as PCI domain-containing protein. Gene Ontology annotation, molecular function: translation initiation factor activity. The record is from RefSeq and is a predicted model, not a curated record. Gene Ontology annotation, biological process: cytoplasmic translational initiation. The coding region runs from base 1 to 1365 and encodes 454 amino acids. Gene Ontology annotation, cellular component: eukaryotic translation initiation factor 3 complex; cytoplasm. The transcript is spliced from 2 exons. NCBI's taxonomy places the organism in Eukaryota, Fungi, Ascomycota, Sordariomycetes, Glomerellales, Glomerellaceae.